AUGGCAUUCAAUCGCUUUCGCCCGACGUCACACUUCAUCGCUCCCCAUUCAUGGAUGAAUGACCCCUGCGGCGCAAUAUACGUUCCAGAAACUCAGGAAUAUAUCGUCUGCUACCAAUGGAAUCCGGGAACUGCAGAUGGCGGGAACUCGGCCUGGGGGAUGGCCAAGAGCCGAAACUUAGUCGCCUGGGAGGACUGCUCUCCAGCUCUCAGGAAUGGAACCUCAUAUGAUCGUUUUGGAGUGUUCUCAGGAUCUAUGACAUCAAGUAUUGUUGAUGGAAGUAGAGUUCUGUUUCUGUUCUACACAAGCGUCUCAGCUGUGCCUAUACAUUGGUCAAAACCCUAUAUCAAAGGAUGUGAAAGCCAAUCCGUCGCCUUUUCAACAGACUUUGGGAGGUCAUGGCAUCGCUUUCAGAGCAAUCCGCUCUUGGCGAUACCUCCAAAAAGAGAAGCUACCACGGGAUGGCGUGACCCUUUCGUCUCAAAAUGGGAAGAGCUUUCCACUCUGCUUCAUGUCGACGCUUCAACAGACUACAUGUUGGUAGCUUCUGGGGAAAGAGGUCGCGGACCCCAACUUCAUAUUUACCAAUCUGACGAUCUGCUCGAUUGGCAAAUGGUAUCAGCCAUUCUCGAGGUCCCAGCUGGAUCUAAAAUCUCCCCAACGAGCAAGUUGGGAUUUGGCAUGAACUUUGAAUGUGCAAGUUUCUUCAGCUUUGGAGAAAGACAAUAUGUUAUCGUUGGCAUUGAGGAGGAUCACAGGAGCAAGCACCAUAGCUCUCGCUAUCUUCUCUGGAUGUCUGGUAAUCUCAUUAUGGAAGAUGGAAAACCAAGAUUCAAGAUCAAAAGCCAUGGCAUACUUGACCACGGAAUCUCGUACGCUGCACAUAUCUUCAGAGAUUCGGAAGGAAGAAUCACCCAGCUCGGAUGGGCAGAUGAGGAUGUCAAGCAAAAUGUAGUUUCUGAGCAAGGGUGGGCCGGCUGUCUAGCUCUUCCCAGAGAGUUGUACGAGAUAUCAAAACCACUCACGAAGGUGGGAGGAGAGGAGGAUAUCUGGAAACUUGACUACUGCUCAGGGACCAUGACGACUUUAGGAAUUCGACCAGCUACUCAAAUCUUUGCACUGCGAGACCGUCUCUGCCCCUCUUCACUCGAAAGGCUCAGCUCUCUUCAAUCAAGGAAUUUCAGCAUUCACGCAACAUUCAGACACUUGUCUGGAAAUGAGAGGUUCAUCUUCAAUGUCCGCCAAUCCCCCAACUCCACCGAAGUCACCAAAAUAAUCUUCGACAUCCAAGUUGGACUUAUCACCGUCGACAGAGCGCACUCAUCACUUGAAAACCUUGGCUCCAGUUCACCCGACUCCGGUCCCUUCCAUCUUCUCCCUACCGAGGAGCUCCAAAUCCAGAUCUUCGUCGACAACUCCAUCCUCGAGAUAUAUGCUAACGACCGAUUUACACUCACUUCUCGAAUCUAUCCGGGGCUGGAGACUUCUACUGGUGCUUCUUACGAUUUCGGGGCCUUUAAUGAGGAGAACGUGGAGUUCCGGUGCUGGGAAGGCUUGAAGAAUGCUUGGCCGAGUCGAAAGAUGGAGGAGAAUGACUUGGUAGACAUGGAUUCUCCAUUGGAGAUUAUAGAAGAGAAGAUAGUAAUCGUUUCCGAAGACUUGGUAUUGGACUUGAUUCCUUCGGGGUAA
Hyaloscypha bicolor E is the source of this 1689-nucleotide messenger RNA. RefSeq names its product glycoside hydrolase family 32 protein. Bases 1 to 1689 code for a protein of 562 amino acids. The record is from RefSeq and is a predicted model, not a curated record. The transcript is spliced from 2 exons. Gene Ontology annotation, molecular function: sucrose alpha-glucosidase activity. Gene Ontology annotation, biological process: sucrose catabolic process. Lineage: Eukaryota; Fungi; Ascomycota; Leotiomycetes; Helotiales; Hyaloscyphaceae.